AGUCUCUCGCUCGAGUGAAUGUGGCGCGGCGGCGCGGGACGCAGCCUCGGCCCCUGCCGCGGCCCCGCGAGCUCGUGAGGAGACCGAACCGCCGCCUGCCCCCACCCCCUGCGCUUCCCGGGGGAGCCACCGCCGCCUUGGAAGAAGAACGAGGAGGGGAGCGAAGGGACGGCGGCGGGAAAACGGGAGAGGGAGAAGAGGGUUCGAGGGCAAGAAGGAAAGGCGGGGAGGGACAGACGGAAGAACGGACGGCCAGACGGACUGCCCGGGGAAGGGGCCGCCUUCGAGCUUGCCCGGCCCCUCGGCUCCGGCCCGGGUCGGCCGCGACGGCGGCGGCGGCGGCGCGGGCGAAGGGCGCGGCAGGCGCUAUCGAGACAAUAACCCCGCCGCCCGGCUCUGGGGGCGGCGGCGAGGAGGAGCUGGCGGCCUAGCGCGGCCGAGGCUCGCCCAGCGCCCCGGCGGCAUCUUGGUCCCCGCCGGCCGGGUUCCGCCGCCGUCGGGUGUGCGGGGCGCGCCGGACGCCCGGAGCUCCAGGCUCUCCGCGGACGCCCCCUGCCCUCCCCCUCCCCGGCGUGCGCGGAGCUGGUUUUCCGGGUUCCCGUGGACCGAGCUGGAUCCUGCUUCUGCGCCAAGGCAGGAAGUGAGUUUCGCACGGUAAUUCCGGGCGGUGUCACGAGUGAAAAGUUUUUUUUUCGGCGGAGAUCCUAGUUGGGGCUGGGAAACUCCUGUAUAACUUGAGACCAGGAAACCAGCCCGCUUCCCAGCCCCCUCCAAAGCCACCUACUCGUCCUACUGCGGGAGGCCACCCCACAUCCGCUCUCACCGGAGAGAGAAAUUCGGCUGGAUCCAAACUGACUAAUGAAGGGAAGGAAAUCAUGUCAGGCGAAGCCUUGAAAAAGCUGCCCUGAGACACUGCCCGACCGAAAGAAUGUUGGCUCAAUUAAGAAACAUCAGGGAGAUAAAUUCAGCCCAGUGUGUCUAAAAAUGACUACAAAACGAAGUUUGUUUGUGCGGUUGGUACCAUGUCGUUGUCUACGAGGGGAAGAAGAGACUGUCACUACUCUUGAUUAUUCUCAUUGCAGUUUGGAACAGGUUCCCAAAGAGAUUUUUACUUUUGAGAAAACUUUGGAGGAGCUCUAUUUAGAUGCUAAUCAAAUUGAAGAGCUUCCAAAGCAACUUUUUAACUGUCAGUCUCUACACAAACUGAGUUUGCCAGACAAUGAUUUAACAACAUUACCAGCAUCUAUUGCAAAUCUCAUUAAUCUCAGGGAACUGGAUGUCAGCAAGAAUGGAAUACAGGAGUUUCCAGAAAAUAUAAAAAAUUGUAAAGUUUUGACAGUCGUGGAGGCCAGUGUAAACCCUAUUUCCAAGCUUCCUGAUGGAUUUUCGCAGCUUUUAAACCUAACCCAGUUAUAUCUAAAUGAUGCUUUCCUUGAGUUCUUGCCAGCUAAUUUUGGCAGAUUAACUAAACUCCAGAUAUUAGAACUUAGAGAAAACCAGUUGAAAAUGUUGCCAAAAACCAUGAAUAGACUGACCCAACUGGAAAGAUUGGAUUUGGGAAGUAAUGAAUUCACAGAAGUGCCUGAAGUACUUGAGCAACUAAGUGGAUUGAAAGAAUUUUGGAUGGAUGGUAAUCGACUGACUUUUAUUCCAGGGUUUAUUGGUAGUUUGAAACAGCUCACAUACUUGGAUGUUUCCAAAAAUAAUAUUGAAAUGAUUGAAGAAGGAAUUUCAGCUUGUGAAAACCUUCAAGACCUCCUGUUAUCAAGCAAUUCACUUCAACAACUGCCUGAGACUAUUGGUUCAUUGAAGAAUGUAACAACUCUUAAAAUAGAUGAAAAUCAAUUAAUGUACCUGCCAGACUCUAUAGGAGGGUUAGUAUCAAUAGAAGAACUGGACUGUAGCUUCAAUGAAGUUGAGGCUUUGCCUUCAUCUAUUGGGCAGCUUACUAAUAUAAGAACCUUUGCUGCAGAUCAUAAUUAUUUACAACAGUUACCCCCAGAGAUUGGAAGCUGGAAAAAUAUAACUGUGCUAUUUCUCCAUUCCAAUAAACUUGAGACACUUCCAGAGGAAAUGGGUGAUAUGCAAAAAUUAAAAGUCAUCAAUUUAAGUGACAAUAGAUUAAAGAAUUUGCCCUUUAGCUUUACAAAGCUACAACAAUUGACUGCUAUGUGGCUCUCAGAUAAUCAGUCCAAACCCCUGAUACCUCUUCAAAAAGAGACUGAUUCAGAGACCCAGAAAAUGGUGCUUACUAACUACAUGUUCCCUCAGCAGCCAAGGACUGAGGAUGUUAUGUUCAUAUCAGAUAAUGAAAGUUUUAAUCCUUCACUGUGGGAGGAACAGAGGAAACAGCGGGCUCAAGUAGCAUUUGAUUGUGAUGAAGACAAAGAUGAAAGGGAGGCACCUCCCAGGGAGGGAAAUUUAAAGAGAUAUCCAACACCAUACCCAGAUGAGCUUAAGAAUAUGGUCAAAACUGUUCAAACCAUUGUACAUAGAUUAAAAGAUGAAGAGACUUGUGAAGAUUCUGGAAAAGAUCUGAAACCACAUGAAGAUCAGCAAGUUGUAAAUAAUGAUGUAGGUGUGAAGACUUCAGAAAGUACCACUCCAAUAAGAAUCAAAGCUGAUGAAAGAGAAAAGUAUAUGAUAGGAAACUCUUCACAGAAGACCAGUGAAUCUGAAGCUGAGAUGAGUCCUGGGAGUCUACCAGUGACUACAAAUAUGAAAGCCUCUGAGAACUUGAAACAUAUUGUUAAUCACGACGAUGUUUUUGAGGAAUCUGAAGAACUUUCUUCUGAUGAAGAGAUGAAAAUGGCAGAGAUGCGACCACCAUUAAUUGAAAGCUCUAUUAACCAGCCAAAAGUGGUAGCUCUUAGUAAUAACAAAAAAGAUGAUACAAAGGAUGCAGAUUCUUUAUCAGAUGAAGUUACACACAAUAGCAAUCAGAAUAACAGCAACUGUUCUUCUCCAUCUCGGAUGUCUGAUUCAGUUUCUCUUAAUACAGAUAGUAGUCAAGAUACCUCACUCUGCUCUCCAAUGAAACAAACUCAUAUUGGUAUUAAUUCCAAAAUCAGGCAAGAAGAUGAAAAUUUUAACAGUCUUUUACAAAAUGGAGAUAUUUUAAAUCAUUCAAUGGAAGAAAAAUUCCAGGUUCAUGAUGAAAAAGAUUUUAACUUACCUGAAUAUGAUUUGAAUAUUGAAGAGCAAUUGGUUCUUAUUGAGAAAGGUGUUGACUCAACAGCCACAUCUGAUGAAUCUCACAAAUUAGACCAUAUCAAUAUGAAUCUUAAUAAACUUGUAACUAAUGAUACAUUUCAACCAGAGAUAGUGGAAAGAUCAAAGACACAGGAUAUAGUGCUUGGAAUGGACUUUUUAAGCAUUAAUGCUAAAGGAGAAGCUGAGCCCUUGGAAAAUGGAAAUAAGUAUCCUAAUCUAGAAUGUGUAGAUAAGGUAAAUGGACAUUCUGAGGAAACUCCACAGUCUCCUGGGAGGACUGAACCGCAUGACACUGAUUCUUCUGUUGAUAUGGGUAUUUCCAAAAGCACAGAAGAUCUCUCUCCUCAGAGAAGUGGGCCAAUUGGAUCUGUUGUGAAAUCUCAUAGUAUAACUAAUAUGGAGACUGGAGGGUUAAAAAUCUAUGACAUUCUUAGUGAUAAUGGACCACAGCAGCCAAAUGCAACAAUUACAGUAACAUCUACUGUUGAUGGAAAAAAUAUUGUCAGGAGCAAGUCUGCUACACUUUUGUAUGAUCAACCAUUGCAAGUAUUUACUGGUUCUUCUUCAUCUUCUGAUUUAAUAUCAGGUACAAAGGCAGUUUUCAAGUUUGAUUCAAAUCAUAAUCCUGAAGAGCCAAAUAUAAUAAGAGGCCCUACAGUAAGUGGCCCCCAAUCUACGCCUCAGAUAUAUGGUCCUCCACAAUAUAACAUCCAGUACAGUAGCAGUGCUGCCGUCAAGGACACUCUGUGGCAUGCCAAACAGAAUCCCCAAAUAGAUCAUGUCGGUUUUCCUCCUCAGCGGCUUCCUAGAUCCGAGAGCACAGAAAGUCACAGUUAUGCGAAACAUUCUGCCAAUAUGAAUUUCUCUAACCAUAACAAUGUUCGAGCUAAUACUGGAUACCAUUUACAUCAGAGACCUGGCCCAGGAAGACAUGGGGAAAUGUGGGCCAUCUCACCAAAUGACCGACUCAUUCCUGGAGCAACUCGAACUACGAUUCAGCGACAAAGUAGUGUGUCCUCUACAGCUUCGGUAAAUCUUGGUGAAUCAGGUCCCACGAGGCGGGCCCAGAUUCCUGAAGGAGAUUAUUUAUCCUACAGAGAGUUACAUUCAGCGGGAAGAACUCCAUUGAUGUCAGGGUCACAGAGACCUCUUUCUGCACGAACAUACAGCAUCGAUGGUCCAAAUGCAUCAAGGCCUCAGAGUGCCCGACCCUCCAUUAGUGAAAUACCAGAGAGAACUAUGUCUGUUAGUGAUUUUAAUUAUUCACGGACUAGUCCUUCAAAGAGACCAAAUGCAAGGGUUGGUUCUGAGCAUUCUUUAUUAGAUCCUCCAGGAAAAAGUAAAGUUCCUCAUGAUUGGCGAGAACAAGUACUACGGCACAUUGAGGCCAAAAAGUUAGAAAAGAGCAUGCUGUCAAGGUCCUUUAAUUCCAAUUUUACUGCUGUAAGCAACUUUCACUAUGGCAGCUCUAGGGAUCUGCAUGGCAGCCAAGGCAGCCUUGCCUUGAGUGUUGCAGACGGAAGAGGUUCUGGUGGGCACAUUUUUCGACAUCCCCAGACAUCCUGUCCAGGAGAUCCUUGUCAAGAUGAUAUAUUCAUUUCAGGACAGCCGAACUACUCGUCAGCUACACUUAGUCACAAAGAUGUUCCUCCAGACAGCUUGAUGAAAAUGCCUUUGAUUAAUGGACAGAUGGGCCAGCCUCUCAGGCCUCAGGCAAAUUAUAGUCAAAUACAUCACCCCCUUCCUCAGGCUUCUGUGGCAAGGCAUCCCUCUAGAGAACAACUAAUUGAUUACUUGAUGCUGAAGGUGGCCCACCAGCCUCCAUAUACACAGCCCCAUUGUCCUCCUAGACAAGGCCAUGAACUGGCAAGGCAAGAGAUGCGAGUGAGAGUUGAAAAGGAUCCAGAACUUGGAUUUAGCAUAUCAGGAGGUGUUGGGGGCAGAGGAAAUCCAUUCAGACCUGAAGACGAUGGUAUAUUUGUAACAAGGGUACAGCCUGAAGGACCAGCAUCAAAAUUAUUACAACCAGGUGAUAAAAUUAUUCAGGCUAAUGGCUACAGUUUUAUCAAUAUUGAACAUGGACAAGCAGUGUCCUUGCUAAAAACUUUCCAGAACACAGUAGAACUCAUCAUUGUACGAGAGGUUUCCUCUUAAGAAUUGUGGACAAAAAAAGGGGGAAGGCAGCAAGAUUUAUUGGAAGAUAUUUGCAGGGGAAAUUAAUAUUUUGACUAUUUUUAUAUGUAAAGAUGAACUCAAAAAAUUAUGUUCAAAUUUGUACAUUAAUGAAAUAAUGGAACUUGUGGUUAGAGGGAAAGAACCACUGUACAGUAUAUAGGGGAGACUGUUGAAUUCAUACCAUAUAAAAGUUCUUGUUAGGUUUUUAAACAUAGCAAUCAAGGCUGCAAAAACAAACAUAUGUUGUUUUUGUAUAGAUUGUAGGUUUAUUUUUGGAUUUCAUACACAUGACUGAACUCUGUGCAAGGCUCUAGUUAGCCUUGAUUGUAGCCCAGAGACAGAUGGCAGAGCUUUCUGUCUCAUAGCUUUUGUGCCCUUAUUUUUAUUCAACUCGUAUUAAUGUUUUUCUGCUGAAACUACUUUUUUUUAAUGUGGGCAAGAGAUUUGAAGUGUUGGUUUUUGCUAUGUGCAUAUUGAAUUGAAGAGUGAGUAGGUGAAGGUGGUGCUGGUGGGUUCACUUUCCAAGGCCAGAUUAAAACAGUUAAUUCCUAUAAAAAUCUGGAAGCAAAGAUUGAAAAAACAGCUGUUAAAUGUUUUUAUUAAUAAAAUAAUGCAAUAAAAAUGUAAUGUCUUUUUAAAGAAAUAAAGACGAUAAUUGCAUUUUAUGAGCUCUACAGGAUCUGUUCUUGUCAUAGCCAUUGACAGUACAUUUGCUACUGGUGAUUCAAUUUUUAAUUUUUUAGUCACAGGAAAUUUUUAACUCUUCUGUAGAUGCAUGUCCAUGCAUUUUUUUGUGAUAUGGAAAUCUCUUGAUUUUUUGCAAAUGGUGGUCCUUGCAAUCUGUUUUAUAAUUAGUAUUCCAUUUUAAUCUUAAUUUAUAAUUUUUAUUUUAAGCAGCAAAUGAAACUAAAAUGGCCAGUUUUAAAAGAUUGUGUUGCUGUAACACAAAGUGUAAGCAGAUUUAGGAAAGCCUCUUGAUUUUGUUUGGCCUCACAUUGCCUUGGUAAAGUAAAAGGAAAUGUAGUACGCAUGGAGCUAGGAAACCAAAGCAAGUUUGUGAAAUUGGCACAGUGAUAGAGAAUUGCUGUGGAGAGUUGUAGAGCAAAGGGAUGGGUCCUUGAGGCCUACCAGUGUGUCAAGGUAUUCAAAUAAAGGGCUGUUCCUACAGGUAACAUUAAAUGUGAACUCGACACUUCAGAGUCUUUAAAGGGUUUCUAAGUGUAUCAGUGUAAUAGAAUAGUGUUUUACCACCAAGCUGCCUUUGUUCCUUGUUAGUGUAACAAAUAUUUCAUAGAUGUUUAUUAAUUUGUUCAUCCAAACCAUUAAUUUUGUUUCUAUUCUGUCGUUGUAAUUCAAUAAAAUUUGAGUAACAUGCAGUGGUAAGAAUUAAUGCAUGGUUAUUUGGACCAGAAAAAAGUGCCACAGAAGACCAAUAACUGUUUUUAGUUGAGGCUAGUCUGGAGCCUUUCAUUAGAGCAAUAUUCAGUUAUUGCAAUUCAUUUUUAAUUACUAAGAAAUAUAAUUUUGGAAUUUUUAAUCUGUUACGCUUUGUUCUUCAACCUUGUUUUAAUUAAGACUUUUAUAGGACUAGCAAAAACAGCAAGUUACAUUAUUUUUGCGAAAGGAGUUGAACUCGUUCCUUUCUUGCUAGUCAGAGUAAAUAGGCAGUAAUUUUCAAAAGAUGUGAACUCAAAUAUUGCACUUCUUUCAAGAUGUUAUCAUUUGGUUAUUGUACUGUAUAGUUUUAAUAAUAUUGAUUGAAACCCUUUAACAACUCUUUGUAAAUUUUAACUCAUUUUAGUUGUUUUUCAGUACUAUUUACAUAGGAAUUGAUUUUUAUGGAUAUAGUAGAAGAAAUGUGAUGUAUUUUGAUAAAAUUCAUUUACUGUAUGUGUGUUGUAAUCUCUAAAAAAAAAACAAUGACAAACAGCUUCUUAAGACAAGCCUCGGUGUUCCCUUUAUUCAUAGUUUAUUUUAAAAUACUAAUUUUGGCACAUCCUUUUUUUAUUUCAGUCAAUUUUUCAGUCACAUUCUACUUUUAAUAAGGAAUACAUAAAAUAGAUAUAAUUGUGACAUUUUCAACUACUUUAUCUUGCAUCAGAUACACAGAUAAUUUUGGAAAAGGAAAAUAGCCACAAAAAAAGAUUGAUUAGUGAUCAAACCUUAAGUUAAUUGUCUGCAUAUUAUAUUGAUAUAUUACAAGUACAGCAAGUAUUACAUGCACUAGUAUUUUAUUCUCCUCUAGUUAGUUAAAAAAAAUUUUUUAAUGUUCUUUUAACACAUAUAGUUGAGUAAGAAAGUUAGUUACCAAGGAAGAGUAAUGUGAUUAUAUAACAAAAAAUUAAUAGCAAAACAGUUUUGCACUUAAAUAGCCAUAAUUUUCUUCUAAAAUAUUGGGAAAUUAAAAUGAAGUAAGAACUCUUUGUCAG
Neomonachus schauinslandi (Hawaiian monk seal) is the source of this 7817-nucleotide messenger RNA. It is a transcript of the gene ERBIN, whose product is annotated as erbb2 interacting protein. Gene Ontology annotation, molecular function: protein binding. Gene Ontology annotation, cellular component: adherens junction; postsynaptic density; postsynaptic membrane. Gene Ontology annotation, biological process: neurotransmitter receptor transport postsynaptic membrane to endosome; neurotransmitter receptor transport, endosome to postsynaptic membrane. Lineage: Eukaryota; Metazoa; Chordata; Mammalia; Carnivora; Phocidae. The record is from RefSeq and is a predicted model, not a curated record. The transcript is spliced from 27 exons. The coding region runs from base 985 to 5367 and encodes 1460 amino acids.